Orycteropus afer afer is the source of this 1344-nucleotide messenger RNA. It is a transcript of the gene SPMAP2L, whose product is annotated as theg spermatid protein like. Lineage: Eukaryota; Metazoa; Chordata; Mammalia; Tubulidentata; Orycteropodidae. Bases 1 to 1344 code for a protein of 447 amino acids. The record is from RefSeq and is a predicted model, not a curated record. The transcript has 9 exons.
AUGGAGCACCCAGACUACUCCAUUCUGUCCGAGGUGACAAGUGGAAAUGAUACGACAGACGUGUCCGCGGCAUCCGAGGCCCACCAGGCGCCGCUAGCGCUCAGGUUCCUGGACGUGCUCGACGAGCCGGGGGAGACCGAGGAACCCGAGUUGGCCGAGUUGGCCGAGCAGUCCGAGGAGCCCGGCGGGUCCGAGGUGCACGGGGUAUCUGAGGAGUCCGAAGAGCAAGGCCAGCUAGACGAGUCCGAAAAGUUGGAGGAGCCCACUGAGUGGGACAAAGCCCCUGAGGCCCACAAACCUCCCGACGCCUACGAGCUCCGUAAGCCUCGUAAGCCUCGGAAGAUUAAUGAGAACCUGGAGCUAGGCGAUGCCAAGUUACUUUCUCCCCUAGCAGUGACUAUCUCCCCGUCCCUGGUGGUCAAGUCUCAGCCACAGGUUCAGCUGUCUUCCACGUGCGAUCCUGUUUGUGGUAAAUUUGUAAGGAAAUGGAAAAUAAUCCAGAAUCUUGCUAGGCCUAAGAAGAAAUGGGGAACCCCAGAGAGAAAACUGUAUUGGGGAAAUCAAGAUCCUAUUCGCCCUAUUUCCCAGAGUGCUUUGAAGGCUCGGCUGACCAAAAGACUUGAGUCCCUUGCCCAGCACAAGAAAGUGUCCCACCGAUACGUACCUAAUAGGUCUCUAUAUUACUACAGCUGUGGUAGAGAGUCUGUUAUCUGGGAGAUCCCUUCUCCUGUACUAUUUAGCCAACCCUCCAAAAGGAUCCACCAGCUGGCACAGCCCAAGAGACAUGAAGAUGACGAUCUAAGAAAUAGGCCCUUCAGUGGUAACAUAAGGGAUUCUUUUAAAAUCCCCGAUGCUUCUCCGCGGAUAUUAAGACUCUCAAUAGCCAAAGGCACAGAUCCAAACUAUCUUCCUCCAAAAAUCAGUGACACUAGGAUUUCAAUUUCUGUUCUGAGUGCUGUUGCAACUCCAAGAAUUGUUGACCUUGCCCACCCAAGGAUCAAGUUAGAGGGGCUGUGCUACGAGAGAGAAAAAAGUGAAAUGCCCAUCCGUCCUGUAUCCAUUGCUGCCAUGCAAGCUAAAGCUAGCCCUCGAAUAACAACUCUAGCAAAGAACAAGUCAGUUCAUCAAGAUUAUGUACCAGUCCGUGAUGUAAGCUGGCCAGUAUCUCAUGCUGCUAUCCAUUGCAAAGUUUCUUCCAGAAUCCAGGAGCUAGCUAAUCCAAGUUCAAGGAGUCCUGUGUGUAUUGUCUACUAUGAUCCAGACGUCUUUAAAGUCAAGCCUGCUGCUAUGAAUGCUCAGUGUUCUCCAAGGAUCCGGGCGCUGGCAGAACCUAUUAAGCGUUAA